Anguilla anguilla (European eel) is the source of this 1283-nucleotide messenger RNA. RefSeq lists its product as uncharacterized. NCBI's taxonomy places the organism in Eukaryota, Metazoa, Chordata, Actinopteri, Anguilliformes, Anguillidae. The transcript has 5 exons. Bases 174 to 959 code for a protein of 261 amino acids. The record is from RefSeq and is a predicted model, not a curated record.
ACAAAAUGUUUGCACCUUUGGAGGGUAAUGGGCGGAGUAUUGCACAAGCAGACCAAUGACAAAAGCCUGAGAUAUAAAUGACAGGAGCAUAAGUUCCUUUGUCCGACCACAUAUUUGCUAUAUAUACACGGGGGUUCAUAUUUUCCACAAAAGGCUUUGUUGAGAGAAUCGCAAUGGACAUCAAAACAUAUCACACCAUCUCUAUACUGCUCUGUCUUUUCUCAGGAGAGAACUGUGAUCAAACAGUGUACGGUAAGAUGGGAGAAAACGUAUACCUACAUCUACGGAAGUCAGACGGAAAGUAUUUUUCUAAAUUUCAAUGGUGGCAUAAAAAUAUACUUAUAGCCAAGACAGCAGGUUCUAUUAACACUUCUGCAGAGGUUUUUAGUAAUGGAACACUGAAACUGCAUAAUGUCAGGAGAAACUGCAGUGGAGUUUAUAGUGUUAGUGCCUACGAUGCCCAAGGCGUGGUCCAUCUGAAGGAGAGCUCUCACUUGGUUCUGAUUGAUCCUCCGGUGGUUGAGCUUGUUGCCUGUAUCCUGGGAGUUUCUGUGUUACACUGUGCGGGGGAAAACGGUCCUGAUGCCGUGUACGAGUGGAGGGUCAGUGUCCAGAACCAGGGACGUCUAAAGGUCUCCAAUCAUACAGGGAAAUUUGUGACUCUGGACUAUUCAACUGGAAACAUCUCCUGCUCUCUGGAAAUUGGAAACUACAGCAGUCGGAGUGCGUCUUAUUCCCUGUCCUGUGCAGGGUCUGCUCGGUUGGUUCCAGAAACACAGUGGUGUGUCAGUCUCGGGGUCACUGUCAUGCUGGUCCUUCUCUGCUUCAUGACAUGUGGAAUUUCAGUCGGUGUACAAAUAUGCCGCAAGCGACAGAAUUCAAAUGUGAAGUCUGAAGAAAGAGGUCACUCUCUUAGGAUGACCCUGGAUGACGGGAUUGUUUACAGUGAUGUACAGUGAAGUUGGAAAAUGAGACAAAUAGCUUUUUACAUCCCUUUUAUUAAAAAAUCACUGUUAAAAAUCUAUUUCAGAAUCUAUUUUUUGUUUUCAUGACACCUGAAAUAUGUAGAAAACAGUAAUUCUGUGCAUUGAUAUCUUUAGGAAAAAUGGAUUUAUAAAAACUUUGACAAAUGUGUGUAUAUUUAUGUGUCUACAUAUGCGUGUAUAUUUUUGUGUAAAAUUUACAUACGUGUUGCAUAUAAUUGUGCUUACCUUUUUUGUGAUAACUAUGUGGCAAAUGGCUGUGGGUGUGUGUCUUUAAAAUUAAAGCAACAGGAAAAGCAA